UGUUCAGCUCCCUGGCCCCUAGGUCUGCGCAGGCGUCCCGGGAGGAGCCCGAGCGCGGGGCUACGGGGAGGAGGUGGCCGUCUGGCACGGGCCCCAGGGCCUUACGGGCCCCAGGGCUGCUCCCGCAAGCUGCUCCCAUUUGCAAAACCUGAAACAGGGAGAAAAGAAGGAAAGGGGGAGCAUGCGGUGGGGAGAAGGCAGGGGAACACGUUGUGAGCAGAGGUGGGGAUGCACAUGUCCCCUCUGCAGUGUGUCCGAGCCCGGGUGGACCAGCGUUAUCCCGUGGGGGACACGGCUCUGGCUGGCGACCAGGAAUGUGCCCAGGGAAGAGGAAGGAAAGGGUCCAAAGGAUUUGAAUAGUUUCCUCUUUCGAUUAACGCAAGCCUGUGCCACAUGCCUGCAAUUGCCUCCCUGUGUAUUCUGGAUAAUUAACAGCCCUUUCACCCUCCAAACAUCAGGUUAGAAUAAAUUAUAUAUGCCAACUGGCCAAGCAGCCUGCAGCUUUUCUCCUAAUCGCAUUAGCCUGGAAGUCUCCCUGCCCUGCGGCAGCCGGGAUCCGGACCUGCCCGGCCGGGGCGCGCGGCUCCCUUUCCGCCUGCUCUGGGCCCGGAGCGGAGACGGGCGAGCGGCCCGGCCGGGGCUGCGACUCGAGACGGACGGACGGACGGCGCCUGCUCUGCGCCGGCAACUUCCCCUUUCCUUCCCAAGCUGCUAGGGAGAGCCAGGAUCUGAGGGUCCCGCUGGCAGAGAUUUCCCUGUUCACAGGUCAAUCUAAGAGCUCACGGGCUUUUCUAAUCCUGCUCCUCUUAUCUGCUGUGCUGGCUUUUAAUGCACAACAGUGAUUUUUCUGUUAAGUCAUGGGGCAUUAAAACAAAUGCCAAAUGUGAAGAGUCCACACGUCCUGUUUCAACAGAUCUACCUCUGUCAACGCAGCUUCUCUCUGGUUUGGGUAUAUUAACAAAGAAUUGGCUUUUAUCCCAUCAUCCUGAGUUCAUAGGGUUCUCAUAAUAUUUCAUUAAUAUCAAUCAUACAGAAGUUAUCAGCAAAUGCCCUUCCUCUAGGAAGCCCAGUUGUUUAUUUUCUUAAAAAAAAAAAAAAAAAGCUUAAUUUCAAUUCUGUUUCUCCUGGUGGUGGUGAGUCACUGCUAAAACACAACACAUGGCAUCAUUGCAAAGGAACGAACUGCAAACCCCGGUACUGGUUAUUUUCUGCUGGAAACCCACUUUACAUGAUUUUUUUCUGCUUGCAGAGCUUGUUUGUGCAGAUGUUUACAGCGGCGUGUGCCGGUGGGAAAUGCAGGUGAGGCUGCAGUUCAUCCGCACACCAGCACCAGAGGGGCCCCCCGCUACCUGCACGUCUGAUACAGGGACGACUGCCCGAGACACCCGCGUGCCACGAAGCGCCUGGCUGUCCCUCGCUCCGGCGGGGCUCCCCAUCCCGCCACGAGCUCAGCUGCGGUGCAGGGCCACGGCCGGGGUUUGCAGCCUCGUCCAGCCCGUAGAGGCUGCCCGGUCCCUCAGCCUGCGCCCUUGGGACGGCAGCCGUGACAUCUGCGCCCGGGCUGCCCUGAGCCACCCGAGAGAAAACGAUGCUGCUCCUGCCCGCGGCCCCGGCCUUCCCUCUCCCUCUUCGCUCAGGGCUGACGAAUUCCUCAACACAAACGUCCUCCUGUUUGUCCCAUUAGUGCCAUCAUUAAAAACCAGUUAGUCUCCCAGGGAGAGCAAACGCAGCCCAGCCUGGGCCUUGCCAAGGGACCCGGCAGCCGUCCUGCCCCCGGACCCGCGUCCCCUCCGAAGCCCGGCGCAGGUGAGCCGUCCUCCCCGGCGCUUGUGUACUGCGGCUAAUUGGCGAAGGGCGCUGGGGAGCCCAGCUUCGCACCUUGUUAGCGCGGCAAUUAGCUCUCUUUACCUCCCUGAUGGCUCAUGUGCAUAUUUGACUCCAAUCCAUCUUUGGGCCGAGUUAUAAAGGUGGUGCCGGGGCGCCGGCGGGAGUCGAGCUGGGGCUGGGACAGGAGAGCCAUGCUGGGGACGGUCCUGCUCCUGCUGGCCCUGGCGAGGCCGGUGGCCCCGGACGGCGCGGCCAGCCAGCGAGCCGAGGCGCUCAGGAGGCUCCUGGAGGUCUUCGGCAUGGAAGACCCCCCGCCGCCCCCGGCUCAUGUCAAGCAGCCGCCCCAGUACAUGGUGGAUCUGUUCAACACCGUGGCCAACGCGGACGGCGUCACCAAGAACCCCGACAUCCUGGAGGGCAACACGGUCCGCAGCUUCUUGGAUAAAAUUCACAGCGACAAGAUGCAUUUCCUCUUCGUCCUGUCCAGCGUAGCCAAGAACGAGAAGAUCCUGACGGCGGAGCUGCAUCUCUUCCGCCUCUGGCCGAGGGCCACUGACGGGCCCAAAAGGCACCACUUCUGCCAGGUGAGCAUCUACCAGGUUCUGGACAAGAGCAACCCGGACUCGCCCCAAGGGAAGAAGCUGCUGGCGGCCAGACUCCUCUCGCUGCAGGGCUCCGGCUGGGAGGUCUUUGCCAUCACCCAAGCUGUUCGCGACUGGACGGAGGACGAAAGCAGCAACCAGGGUUUGUUGGUCCUGGUCCACAGCCUGGGCGGGGGCCCGCUCGACCCCCCCGCCGUGCAGUUCGCCUCUGGCCGGGACCACGAGAGCAAGAAGCCCAUGCUGGUCCUCUUCACGGACGACGGGCGCCGGGGAGCAUCCCUGCCCCCCGCCGCCUUCGCAGAUCUACAGCCUCAGGCUCCCGUUCUCCCUGCUAAGAUGACGGUGCCAAAACUGAACGGGCCACGGAGUACGCGCUCGCUGGACCGGCUCCAGCCCUGCCAGAGGCAUCCCUUGUCCGUGGACUUUGAGGAGAUCGGCUGGUCCGGGUGGAUCAUCUCGCCGCGGGGGUACAACGCCUACCACUGCAAAGGCGCCUGCCCCUUCCCGCUGGGCGAGAACAUGCGGCCCACCAACCAUGCCACCGUGCAGUCCAUCAUCAACGCCCUCAAGCUGAGCGAGGGCGUGAGCAGCCCCUGCUGCGUGCCCGACAAGCUCUACUCCAUCAACCUCCUCUACUUUGACGACGACGAGAACGUGGUCCUCAAGCAGUACGACGACAUGGUGGCUGGGAGCUGUGGCUGCCACUGACGCGGGAGGGACAAGAAGGUGCUGCCGCUGCCACGUCGGAGGCCGGUCCCGCUGCCCGCAUCCCUCCGAGAGCCCCGGGAAGCUGCACAGCGAUUUCCCCCGAUGCACAACUGCUCUGCAAGAGUCUCCAUCCUGCAAAACCCCUCAGCGGUGCCAAAGAGACCAGGGGGAGCAAAGCAAGGCCGUGGCUGGCUCUCCCCGCCAUGGCCAGGGUGGCUUCGCCCCGGCAGUGCCUGGGAAGGCUCAGGGCCGAGCUCUGAUUAAAUUGACCCAAACAAGCACUUGCGAUUUGGGAGCCCGGCGAGGGGGAUGGCUCCAUUUCGGGGUGCCCCGCGGAGGGCGUGCAGGUCUCCUUGCUCACAUGAAGGCUUCCUGCAGGCUGUACUAUAUGUAUAUAGCAAGAGCACUAAUAUAUGACAGAAACCGCCUGUACAGUGGCCUGUAAAUGUCUGUACAUUGCUGCAUUUUUGUGACUUGUAAAAUGAAUUCAGAAAAUUAAACCU
Molecule: messenger RNA, 3640 nt
Organism: Dromaius novaehollandiae (emu)
Lineage: Eukaryota; Metazoa; Chordata; Aves; Casuariiformes; Dromaiidae
Product: bone morphogenetic protein 2-like
Exons: 5
Coding region: 1923-3137 (404 amino acids)
Cellular component (GO): extracellular region
Molecular function (GO): cytokine activity; growth factor activity
Source: RefSeq, a predicted model, not a curated record